CAGGACCAUGGGUGCAGCAGCAGGUAAGUAUGGCAGUGACCAGGAUGCGGGCCAGGUGCAGGACCAUGGGUGCAGCAGCAGGUAAGUAUGGCGGUGACCAGGAUGCAGGCCAGGUGCAGGGCCAUGGGUGCAGCAGCAGGUAAGUAUGGCAGCAAUCAGGAUACAAGCCAGAUGCAGCAGAGUCAGACAAGCCGGGUCAAGAUCAAACGAGCAAAUCAAGUACAAGGAAGCAGGCAGGUGGAUAGUCAGGGAUAGGUCGGGGUCAGUGCAGGCGGAGUUCUUUCUUAGUCAGGUCAGAUCAGAUACAGGCAACAGAAUUAUGUUAUGAUGUGCAGAACGUU
Molecule: messenger RNA, 341 nt
Organism: Staurois parvus
Lineage: Eukaryota; Metazoa; Chordata; Amphibia; Anura; Ranidae
Source: the annotation of a GenBank genome assembly